AUGGCUUUCCCCAAGCUCUUCCAUCUGCUGCUGAACGCGGUGCUCUUGCUAUGGCUUUCUGCGGGCUCAGCAUCUUCCGCACAAGAACCUCCGCAAGAGCCGUUGCCACUGGUCAUCUGGCACGGGAUGGGAGACAGCUGCUGUAACCCCUUGAGCAUGGGGGCCAUUAAAAAAAUGGUUGAAAACAAAAUACCAGGAAUUUAUGUCUUAUCACUGAAGAUUGGGAAGACUCUGAUUGAGGAUAUGGAGAACAGCUUCUUCUUAAAUGUGAAUCACCAGGUGGCUCUAGUGUGCGAGAUGCUGGCCAAGAACCCCAAGCUGCAGCAAGGCUACAAUGCCAUGGGAUUCUCCCAAGGUGGCCAGUUCCUGAGGGCAGUGGCGCAGAGAUGUCCAUCACCUCCCAUGAUCAAUCUGAUUUCAGUAGGUGGACAGCAGCAAGGUGUUUAUGGUCUUCCUCGAUGUCCAGGGGAGAGCUCUCAUAUUUGUGACUGGAUCAGGAAGACACUGAAUAUGGGUGCCUAUACCAAAGGUGUUCAGGAACGCUUGGUACAGGCAGAGUACUGGCACGACCCCAUAAAGGAGGAUCUCUACCGGAACCAUAGCAUCUUCUUGGCCGACAUCAACCAGGAAAGGUGUAUUAACGAAACCUACAGGAAGAAUCUGAUGGCUCUGAAGAAGUUUGUGAUGGUGAAAUUCCUCAAUGACUCUGUUGUUGACCCUGUGGAUUCAGAGUGGUUUGGAUUUUACCGAAGUGGUCAAGCCAAGGAGACCAUCCCCUUACAGGACAGCGAUCUAUACACACAGGACCGCCUGGGGCUUAAGGAAAUGGACAAAGCUGGCAAACUAGUCUUCCUGGCUUCAGAGGGGGACCACCUUCAACUUUCUGAGCAAUGGUUUUAUACAAAUCUCCUUCCAUUCUUAAUUGCUUAAUUACAGUGCAACAAGAACUUUAGGCACCUUAGCAUUUCCAUGGCAACUGGGAGGGAGAAUGGGGUUGGGGGCUCCAAUCCAUCCUGUAUUCUGUCCUUAGAUGCAACUAACACUUCACUCCUUUCCUUAUCUGACACUGUCUGGAGAGAUAGAUCCUCAUCUUAUCUGCUCACUACUCAGGCCUAAUCCCACUGCCAUAUGGUCAGGAGUCCAAGUUUCAUUAGCUAAUGAGUAUGAGGAUUGUUUUACACGUCCUUGACAGCGGUCAAACCCAGUUCUAGAUUAGACUCUCUUUUGUGGCAAAACCUGAAGCAAAAAGUAGUUGCUGGAACUCCAACCCCUCUCCACCCCCAACCCCAUUGCCUUCCAAAAGGCAGUCUGAACAGGGUUCUAGUGUAAUCCACUUGGAAAUAACCUGUUUCUCUGGCUAAACUUUAAGCCAAGGAUAGAGCAAAAUGUGAUUAAAUGAUCUGAAUUGUCUGGGUCUCAAUUUUGCCAGUAGAGCCAUGACCAAGGGGAUGAAUUUCACAGGUAUAUCAUGGACUUCUGGGAGCUCUCAGAGACAUUGAUAGGAAUGAAUGUAAAUUCAUUCUACCAAUGAAGUAAAACACCACAGGAAGGGGAGGGAACCUGGGUGGGGGUGGUGGUGGCACAGGGAAUACUUCCUGCUGUUAUGGCUCACAGUGGGAGGAUGCUAAAGGUUUUUAGCACCAAAAGUUAGGGUGGGAUAGGUAGGAGGAGACAUUAAUCCCUGGAGGAUUAUAUCAAAUUUGUUUCCAAAUAUGCCAUAUUUUCAGAGCAUACCCAGAGUGACUGCUAAAUUGCUCUUCUCGGUGGGCUUCUAAUUGGAGGGGCAUCCAAGUAUUAUCUUUUUAAAAAUUCUGUUGUUUUGUGCAAAGGCAAGAGGUAUAUCACACCCUGGAGGUGAAGAAACAGGCCUAGCAGCUUCUUAUCCCCACGUUCCUGUUCCUUUUGUUGUAAAAAUGUUUGGUUUUACCAGCUUUUCUGAAAAAUAAAAAUAAUGAUUUCUUA
Gracilinanus agilis (Agile Gracile Mouse Opossum) is the source of this 1962-nucleotide messenger RNA. It is a transcript of the gene PPT1, whose product is annotated as palmitoyl-protein thioesterase 1. Gene Ontology annotation, cellular component: lysosome. Gene Ontology annotation, biological process: nervous system development; receptor-mediated endocytosis; protein depalmitoylation. NCBI's taxonomy places the organism in Eukaryota, Metazoa, Chordata, Mammalia, Didelphimorphia, Didelphidae. Gene Ontology annotation, molecular function: palmitoyl-(protein) hydrolase activity. The record is from RefSeq and is a predicted model, not a curated record. Bases 1 to 930 code for a protein of 309 amino acids. The transcript has 9 exons.